AUGGUGGCCCAAUCGUGGAAAUGGAUGGUGCUCGCGGCCACUAUUUGGAUACAGGCCUUCACGGGGACUAACCUCGACUUUUCGGCCUACUCUUUCGAGCUCAAGUCGGUUUUGGGGGUUUCGCAGGUCCAGCUCAACUAUCUCGCCACCGCCUCCGACCUCGGCAAGGCCUUGGGCGGGUCGGCAGGUCUUGCCGUCAUGUGGAUGCCGCUUUGGGCGGUAUUGUUCGCUGCCGCGGCGAUGUGGCUCGUCGGCUACGGCGUGCAAUGGCUCGUCGUUGCUAAAGUGAUUAUGUUGUCGUAUUCGGUGGUAUUUAUACUUUGCUUAUUAGCUGGUUGCAGCAUCUGCUGGUUCAACACAGUCUGCUUUGUUCUCUGCAUCAAGAAUUUCCCCUCUGCAAUGUCGUUCGCGCUCUCCCUCACCGUCACCUUCAAUGGUGUAAGCGCUGCUCUAUACCACCUCGAAGUGAAGUCCAUCGAUCGUUCCUCAUCAGCUGUGUACCUCCUUCUCAACGCCUUGAUCCCCCUCUUCAUAUCCGCCGUGGCUCUGUUCCUCGGGCUAAAUGUGCUAGCUUUCUUCACAGGCUAUUUUAUUUUUUAA
This is a messenger RNA of Salvia splendens (bonfire salvia), 600 nucleotides long. Its product is annotated as protein NUCLEAR FUSION DEFECTIVE 4-like. Bases 1 to 600 code for a protein of 199 amino acids. Gene Ontology annotation, cellular component: membrane. The transcript is spliced from 2 exons. The record is from RefSeq and is a predicted model, not a curated record. Lineage: Eukaryota; Viridiplantae; Streptophyta; Magnoliopsida; Lamiales; Lamiaceae.